Scylla paramamosain (green mud crab) is the source of this 2637-nucleotide messenger RNA. RefSeq lists its product as uncharacterized. Bases 203 to 1594 code for a protein of 463 amino acids. The record is from RefSeq and is a predicted model, not a curated record. Lineage: Eukaryota; Metazoa; Arthropoda; Malacostraca; Decapoda; Portunidae. The transcript is spliced from 2 exons.
AGAGAGAGAUUUCAGCAAACACCUACUUUCCCUCCCCCUUCACAGCACACCACCUCUGCACUUCAUGACUCUUCCUCCUCAGUGUCUCGCCAGGCGCCUUACUAGCAACACACUCACACUUCCUUCCCUUCCAGUCAGUCAGUCAGUCAGUCAGUCGGUCAAAAUACAAGGAAUUUUCAGCCUCGUCUCCUAAGAGGCGGUGAUGGCGAGGAAGGCGGUGGCGCUGAUGGUGGCGGUGAUAGUGGCGGUGAUGGUGGCGAAAACCCAAUCAGCUACGCCGCACGCACACGCUCACGCACGGACGCCCACGCAAGAGGCACCCCUGGACCACGGCGACGCAUUCACGUACGCACAAACACAGACAGACACGGGGACGGAAGAAGCAGAUGUGGUGAUAGAUAUAAAUAACAACACUGGUAUUCUGGCAACGGAGGAGGAGGACGAGGAGAAGGAAGAGGAGGUGGAGGAGCCAACACCCCUGCACUUCUCCACAACAGAUAACGUGAGCCUCGUGAUGGCGUGUAUUGAAGCUCUGGGCUCGAGGGGCCUGCCUGAGCUACGCGCCAGUCAGGGGGAGGGGAAGACCUUCGCUUGCAACACACCGGAGGGCGUCGCACAUUUCCGCUCACGCCGCGCCGCAGGGGACUGGAAACCCAUCAACACUUCACGGCCCGCUGACGGAGGCACUGCCGGAGAGGAUGACGGAGGCACUGACGGAGGGGAUAAAGGUGCAGGAGGGUUGUCUCUCGCCUUACGCGGAGAGAAACCCUCAGAUCAGACAGGACAGAGUACAGCACCGCACAUUGUUUUACCCCAGGGGCCGCGUGUGUCUGAGCGGGUGGCGGAGGGCAGGGACCACGGCCACAAGGGGCACGGCAAGGGACAUGGGCACGGACAUGGUGGUGGAGGAUACGGGCACGGCGGCGGGCAUGGCGGAGGGCAUGGCGGAGGGCACGGCGGGGGACAUGGAGGAGGGUACGGACAUGGCGGAGGGCAUGGCGGAGGGCACGGUGGGGGGCACGGAGGAGGGUACGGCCACGGGGGUUACAAGGCCGCUAGUUAUGAUUACCAGCCUCCGCCCUACCACAAGGGGCCCAGCUACCACCCGGCGCCGUACAAGGGCCCCGCCUAUAGCCCCUACGACUUCCAGGCCAAGGGCAAGGCAAAGUUUAGCAAGAAGGUGAAGUACGGAGACGACCCGGUGAAGGAGUCGCAGAAGGCACAUUACCACCACGUCGGGGAUAAGCCGCUGGCAUUCUUCGGCGGCUUUGGGGGCGGCGGCACUGUUGGCUACGGGCAUGGUGGGGGUUAUGGCGGUGGGCAUGGGGGAGGAGGUGGUCAUGGGGGUGGUCAUGGGGGUGGUUAUGGAGGUCAUGAUGAUGGGUACGGCCAUGGUGGGGGGCACGGUGGCGGCUACGGCGGGGGAGGACACGGGGGAGGACACGGAGGUGGGCACGGCUAUGGGAAAAUGGUGGACACGUACCAGACUCACGAGCCGCACUAUGACAACACGGAGCCAGCCCCUACUUAUGAAACCCACGCCCCUGCCCCUAGCUACAGCCCCCCUGCCCCUAGCUACUCCCCCUGCCCCUAGCUACUCCCCCCUGCCCCUAGCUACUCCCCCUACCCUUAGCUACAGCCCCCCAUCAACUUAUAACCAAAACACGUACAAUCCACUGCCUCUCUCCCACGCCCCUGUCGCCCCACACGGCCCCCCUGCCGCCACCUACAAGCCCAAGGGUCCUGUCAUCAACUACGAAGUUUUAGAUGACCCCUACAACACCUACAACCCGAAAGAUGACGUUAGUUUAUCGAAGAGCAAAGAAUCGGAGUCGUCAUACAGCAAGGCGAGAGUUGGAACCUCCUCCGUUUUCCAGUCCAGGUCUGAUUUGAAAGAGAAAAAGGAGGCGGGUAAGGAGGAGGGUUCAAAGGGUGGGUCGAGUGAGUCCUCCUUCUCUCCUCCAGAUUUCUUCAGUUCCUCUAAUCCCGUUAAUGUGAAGCUUAAGAGGUUCAAUCCCUUUUCCGACCUCUUUGCUGAUUUUAAGAAGGAUUAGGCACUGAAGGAAAGAGUGAAGGAUGGAAGGAUGCUGCUUGAUGUAUGUGAAGGAAGGAAGGAAGGAAGGAAGGAAGGAAGGAAGGAAGAAGGCAACUCUACUAUUUAGGAAGUGAAUAUCUAGUCUUGUUUCUUUUCUUUUGCUUGUUAAACUUGCUAUGCGGCUGGUCCGUGUGUUAUGCGGCUGGUCCGUGUGUUAUGCGGCUGGUCCGUGUGUGUGUGUGUGUGUGUGUGUGUGUGUGUGUGUGUGUGUGUGUGUGUGUGUGUGUGUGUGUGUGUGUGUGUGUGUGUGUGUGUGUGUGUGUGUGUGUGUGUGUGUGUGUGUCCUAAAAAAUACUUCAGUUCCUCCUCAAAUACUAAAAAAAAAAUGUUAGUCUUUAUCAAUCUGUUGAGCUGUUUGCUUGUUUUCUUGUUUGUUUGUUAAGGUGGAAAUGUUUGGCCGAGUCACUGCUUAUGUUUGAAGAUCAUGGAGCUUUAUUUUCGUAAUUCUGAAACUGCUGAUAAAAGAAGAAAGUUUUCAUUAUCUAAAAAAAAAAAGAUGUAGAUUGUCACUCGUUUUCUUCAAUACACUUACGCUGCCACCA